Leptosia nina is the source of this 966-nucleotide messenger RNA. NCBI's taxonomy places the organism in Eukaryota, Metazoa, Arthropoda, Insecta, Lepidoptera, Pieridae. The record is from the annotation of a GenBank genome assembly.
AUGGGUGAAGUUGUAGAAUUUGUAACAUCAAAUAAAUAUGGACGAAGAUUUUAUAAAUUCUCAAAUAGUAGCAUAACAUUUUCCUUAAAAGGCAGUGGGUAUGCAGUUAUAGGCCUAUCUAAUUUGCCAGAAGUGAAACAUAUAAAACAAUGGGUAUACAUAAACAGACAUGGCAACACUGGAGUAACACAGUAUCAAAGUGUUCACAGUGAACAUGAAGUGCUUAUAGCAGUUGAAACACCAAACAUCAUUAGUGAAGAUAGAUCUCAAAAAUUCUGGCUCACAUGGUACGAUAAACUAGAAUUGGGGAAGUCUGGUAGUACAGAACCAAUAUUUUCUCGAGAGAUAGGUACAAAUAAUUUAAAGUAUGUAUCUUUCAUUAGUCACCGGAAUACAAAUAGUGUAGAAUGGAGGUUUGUAUCGCCACCUCUUAUUGAAAGACCCGGUCUUAAACCAAUAGAGGGAGGCAAGAUGUAUUGGGUAAAAUAUGAUGGGUUGUUACCCUAUGGAGCAUUAAUAGGUGGCUAUGAAAAUGAAUUCCUAUAUAUAAUGCGAGCACCUCACGAGGGGUCGCUGACUCCAGGAAAGUUUGUCCCAUCGAUUAAAUGUGGCUUUGUAUCGUGGGGCGGGUAUAUGCAUUUAAAAAAUGAGUUUGAGAUACUCUGUGGUUACGAUUGUACCUGGGUUACAACGAGAGGUAACGUUAUUCCUUGCGGAGCUGUUCCCGGGGGAUACACAGAGUAUGGGCCAGAAACAAUGUACGUAGGAAGGUGUCAACGGGACAAACAUACGAUACCGGGAAAAGUUGCACCUUCCUAUAGUGUUUGUUUCUUUCCUUACAACGAUGAGGAAGCUUAUGAAGCGGUAUAUGAAAUAUUGGUCGCGCCAUAUUCAAGUCCAAGAUAUACUCCCACUAAGAUUGUUCCGAAUGUAAGAGUAGGAGAGUAUAUAGGAGAACAUGUUUGA